Molecule: messenger RNA, 3800 nt
Organism: Nycticebus coucang (slow loris)
Lineage: Eukaryota; Metazoa; Chordata; Mammalia; Primates; Lorisidae
Gene: GLIS2
Product: GLIS family zinc finger 2
Exons: 6
Coding region: 193-1848 (551 amino acids)
Biological process (GO): regulation of transcription by RNA polymerase II; smoothened signaling pathway
Cellular component (GO): nucleus
Molecular function (GO): RNA polymerase II cis-regulatory region sequence-specific DNA binding; DNA-binding transcription factor activity, RNA polymerase II-specific
Source: RefSeq, a predicted model, not a curated record
CCAGGGGAGCUCGCGCCCCGUGAGCCUCGCGCCCCGGCCCCCGCCCGCCCCGGCCCCUCCCCCGCUCGUGCCCCCCGACUGCCGGAGCCUGCAGCCCGGAGCCCGACCGUCCCUGCCGCCGAGGUUCCUGCCUGAAGACCAGCUGGGAGCCACCCACAGCCUGCUGCCACCUCCAACCCCAGCUCCAUCACCAUGCACUCCUUGGAUGAGCCACUUGACCUGAAACUAAGCAUCACCAAGCUCCGGGCUGCGAGAGAAAAGAGGGAAAGGACACUGGGUGUGGUCCGGCCCCGUGCUGUGCACAGGGAACUUGGCUUGGUGGACGACAGCCCCACGCCUGGCUCCCCAGGCUCCCCGCCCUCAGGCUUCCUGCUGAACCCCAAGUUCCCCGAGAAGGUAGAAGGACGCUUUUCAACAGCCCCUCUAGUGGACCUCAGCUUGUCCCCACCAUCUGGGCUGGACUCCCCCAACGGCAGCAGCUCACUGUCCCCUGAGCGCCAGGGCAGUGGAGACCUGCCCCCAGUGUCUGCUGCUCCGGACUUCCAGCCGCUGCGCUACUUGGACGGUGUCCCUAGCUCCUUCCAGUUCUUCCUACCCCUGGGCUCUGGAGGGGCUCUGCACCUGCCUACUUCCUCCUUCCUCACCUCCCCCAAGGACAAGUGCCUCUCGCCAGAGCUGCCCCUGCCCAAGCAGCUGGUGUGUCGAUGGGCCAAGGUGAGUGAGGGCUGGGUAGGUGGUGUGGGAUCCAAGGCAGGCCACCCCCACAUGGGCUCAAAUCCCUCUCUGGCCCCACAGUGUAACCAGCUCUUUGAGCUCUUGCAAGACCUGGUGGACCAUGUCAAUGACUACCACGUCAAGCCUGAGAAGGAUGCGGGGUACUGCUGCCACUGGGAGGGCUGUGCCCGCCACGGCCGUGGCUUCAACGCCAGGUACAAGAUGCUUAUCCACAUCCGCACGCACACCAAUGAGAAGCCGCACCGCUGCCCCACCUGCAACAAGAGCUUUUCCCGCCUGGAGAACCUGAAGAUCCACAACCGCUCACACACAGGCGAGAAGCCCUAUGUCUGCCCCUAUGAGGGCUGCAACAAACGCUACUCCAACUCAAGUGACCGCUUCAAGCACACGCGCACCCACUAUGUGGACAAGCCCUACUACUGCAAGAUGCCUGGCUGCCACAAGCGCUACACGGACCCCAGCUCGCUGCGCAAGCACAUCAAGGCCCAUGGUCACUUCGUGUCUCACGAGCAGCAAGAGCUCCUGCAGCUGCGUCUACCCCCUAAACCACCACUGCCCACCCCUGACGGCAGCCCCUAUGUCAGUGGGGCCCAGAUCAUCAUCCCCAACCCUGCUGCCCUCUUCGGAGGCCCUGGCCUGCCCGGCCUGCCCCUGCCCUUGGCUCCUGGCCCCCUUGACCUCAGUGCCCUAGCCUGUAGCAAUGGCGGGGGCGGUGGGGGUGGUGGGGGAAUGGGUCCUGGGCUGCCAGGCCCCGUCCUACCCCUCAAUCUGGCCAAGAACCCACUGCUGCCCUCGCCCUUUGGGGCUAGUGGACUGGGCCUGCCUGUGGUAUCUCUACUUGCUGGCUCUGCUGGCGGCAAGGCCGAGGGAGAGAAGGGGCAUGGGCUAGUGCCCACCAGGGCCCUCAACAUGGAGGGUCGCAAGACACCCCUUGAAAGGACGGAGAGCAGCUGCUCCCGACCUAGCCCAGACAGACUCCCCUUGCUGCCAGGCACUGUGCUGGACCUGUCCACAGGCGUCAGCUCGGCGACCAGCAGCCCAGAGGCACUGGCCUCUGGCUGGGUGGUCAUCCCACCAGGAUCUGUGCUGCUCAAACCAGCUGUGGUGAACUAAGUCUCCUGUGGACAGCUGUGGCAGCCCAGCCAACAACUCCUGGCCCUGCUCGACGAACAGAAACUCUCUGCGAAAUAGCAAUAAUGUCCUACUGCCCUGGGGCCUGGCUGGCUGUGCUCCCCAGGCAGCCCCAGCCCCAGCCUGUUGGGCAGCAAGGAUGGUGCUAGAAGGUCAUUGCUGGCUCCCUGGCUCCCUAAUGGGGACCUGGACCUGCUGUCCAAGGAGAGCUGUGCUCUGGGUGCUGAGGCCUUGCUCCUCUCAGGCCCUCUUGUCCCAUAGCUUCUUCACAAUCCUCCCCUGCCCCUGGGUCCCUCUCCAUCUCCCACCCUGGUGCCUCCCUCAUCCAGUGGCCAAGCUGGGCAGGUCAUCCUCUCUCCCCACCUGCCAGCUAUGGGGAUGGCAGAAACUGGCCACCCCAGCAGUGGGGGAAGGUGGGUGGCACUUGCCCUCCCGGUAGCUCACCGGGCUCCUUCCCCAUCCCCCUCCCUUGCUCACUCAGCCUCUGUCCUAGGGGCUCUUUGGACCCCUUUCUCUCUGGCCCACCCUCCAGAGAGAGAGUAAGAUAGAUGCAGGCAAAGACCCAGGAAGAAGCUGCCUCCCUGCUCCCUGAUAAGGUGCCUCCUGGCUUUAGAAGGGGGCCUGUUCUGCCAGCUGUCCCUCCUCACACACCCAGCCCAGGCAGACAGCACUGCCGGAGGGAGGAUACAGCUGAUGGCUCACUUGGCCCCUGCCACCCUGGAAGUGUGGAAGGAGGCCUGAGAGAGCCCUAAUUUGGAGGGAAGGUGCCACAUGGGCAGCUGUGGGGUCUGGGUGACCUGACAACAGGCCCAGUGCUGGCUCAGAAAGCAGGUGGGGCCAGGCUGAGUUCCAUCUUUACAUCUCUGCCACAGCUGGGCCUGGUCUGGGCAGUACCAGGUGCCUGCCUGUGUGGGAGAGCCUCAGGGAAAAGAGCUUUCUGGAGGCUGUGGACUGAAGGCCCCAUUUGGAGAUGGCCCCUUUACCCAGGAAGGGCUAGUCCAAGGAAAGACCUGGGCGAAUGGCAUGGGUGCUUCUAGCUUUCCCAGCUAGACCCCUUUCCUAGAUGUGUCUCUCCCUUCUCUCUUCCCCCGCCAUAGCCAGCUCCCCUAGGGUCUGGGCUACUCAGGGCCCAUGGCAGAAGCCAGAAUAACCUAAGGAUGCUGGAGGUCCCUCUGCCCAACAGCCACUGCUCAAUCCCACAGCAGUGUCUCUACCCUGGGCCUCUCACCACCCACACCCACCCCACUUACCUGCCAGGUGGGAGCUCUGGCUACUAGGCUGCAGAGUGGCCAAUCCCUUCCAUCUGCUCAUCUGCAGAACAAAGGAGCUGCCAACUGCAGUGGGGUCCUCUGGAGCCUGCAGUUCUCUGAGCAGCUCUGCUCACCCCACCCUUUCCUGGACUGCCCUUCUGUCCCAGAGGGGUCACCCUGACCUGGCCUGCCCUGUUGCUGGCCUUAGGACCCCAGCCCUGACAGGGACUGGCUGUGUUGGCUCUGCCCCUCAAAGGGGCUGUGAGCAAGUAGAAGGGAGCUGGUCUCCUUUCUUCAGGCCCCACCCAAGACCCAAGCACCCCAAACCCUGUUAGGGACCUAGGCCUUAAGGCCCCAGCAGGGGCUGUGGGUUUGAGACUCAAGCAGAGCAGAGGAAGAGGGCACUGGAAGGUGAACAUUAGCUCAGCAUGUGAUUCAGUGACAGACCAGGCUCAGAAGGCUGGUGUACUUUUUGUGUUGUUGGGUUUGUUGUUGCACAUUCCAGGAUAUCAGUAUUUUAACAGGUUCUAAGUGCCUUUCUAUUGUAGCUUAUUUCCCUCCUCUUGGCUCCAUUGCUGUUAGCAUAGAGUUUAAAAAAAAAAAAAAGAUAAGCUAAUGAUUAUAACAAUAUAUUCCUCCGUGUGAGAGGAAGUUUAUAAAGAAACAAUAAAAGUUGCAAAGAUG